Messenger RNA from Ramularia collo-cygni, 1158 nucleotides. RefSeq lists its product as uncharacterized. The transcript is spliced from 2 exons. Gene Ontology annotation, cellular component: multivesicular body. Gene Ontology annotation, biological process: late endosome to vacuole transport via multivesicular body sorting pathway. The coding region runs from base 1 to 1158 and encodes 385 amino acids. Lineage: Eukaryota; Fungi; Ascomycota; Dothideomycetes; Mycosphaerellales; Mycosphaerellaceae. The record is from RefSeq and is a predicted model, not a curated record.
AUGGCCGCUGCUGUUCCUGCCAAGCUGAAGGCCGCCGCUCCGGACGUCGUCAAGUUCGCUACAAGAGCUGCACAGAUUGAGAAGUUUCGGCCCAUCGUCACAUAUUGGUGCGAAUACUACAUUCUACAGCAGAUUCUCUCCAGGCAGCUGCAUGCGAGCGAUGAAGAGUGCACAAACUAUGCGAUGCAGCUGAUGGAGAAGAUGGAAAACUACAAAUCGGCAAAUGCUGCCAACGAUGCGGUGGUGGAUGACAUGGCAGCAAAAGCGUACAUUGAAAACUUUGCGUUGGAGACAUUCAACCGCGGCGAUGAGGCUCAACGCGCCAACAAAGUCACAAAGCAGACUGCGGACACGUUCCAGGCGUCCGUCACGUUUAUGGAUCUUCUGACCAUUUGGUCACCACUGGAACCCGAGAUUGCAGCCAAGAGCAAGUUCGCCAAGUUUCAUGCUCUACGCAUAGCUCGAGCCUUCAAGGCAGGAGAAGAUCCAAAUGCUACCAAUCCGGUGGUUGAGCCGCCGCCUAACGUUCCAAUGACUGAUGAUAUUGAAGCUGAACUACGGAACUUGGAGGCAGAUACAGGUGCAUACAAGGCGCCAACAGUGGAGGCGGUUUCGGACGACGGGCAGCCCUCGCGUUCAAAUUCCACUUCGCAGAUUGAAUCCAUGGCUCCACCUCCUCCGCAUGUGGCGAGCUCUCACCAAGGGCCGUCAGUCGUUUCCCCGACUGGGCCUUCCGACGCACACAGCAGUAGAGCGCCUUCCAUAGGUGGCGGCUACUUUCCAGAAGUCCCAGAUGCGCCAGCAAAUAGCGCAUCAGCACCCCGUUUGCCAUCCAGUCCUGCCGACUUCUACAACAACGUGCAACCGCCUCCAAUCGUCCCUCCACCACAAGCGUUCGAGACGCAGCCUGAAGAGCAGCCAAAGGCACCACCACCUCAACAAACGGGUGGACCGGCAGCCAUUCCGUCUGUGGUUCGGCCACCUGUCGCCCCAGUCAGUGCCAAUGGGCCGCCAGCCGGCGGCUAUAACACUGACGAUGACGCGAUCAUGGCCGCCCAGAAGCACGCCAAAUGGGCCAUAUCGGCGUUGAAUUUCGAGGAUGCGGAGACGGCCGUGAAGGAGCUCAGAGAAGCCCUGAAGAGCUUAGGCGCCAGCUAA